Phasianus colchicus (ring-necked pheasant) is the source of this 14014-nucleotide messenger RNA. RefSeq names its product mitotic arrest deficient 1 like 1 (gene MAD1L1). Lineage: Eukaryota; Metazoa; Chordata; Aves; Galliformes; Phasianidae. Gene Ontology annotation, cellular component: kinetochore; mitotic spindle; nuclear envelope. Gene Ontology annotation, biological process: attachment of mitotic spindle microtubules to kinetochore; mitotic spindle assembly checkpoint signaling. The record is from RefSeq and is a predicted model, not a curated record.
CAUUACGGUAGGAACAAGAGCUGCGCGCCUCGUGCCGUCAUUACGGCGUGGCGGGCCGCUCUCCUCGCGAGAGCUGGGCGCGAGUUCGCGUGAGAUCUCGGCGGCGGGGCGAGGAGGGAGAUCCAAGCGGGGCAGCGGCGAGCUAUGGAGGACUUGGAAGAUAAUACCACUGUCUUCUCCACCCUGAGAUCCUUCAACAACUUCAUUUCACAGCGUAUGGAGGGGGUGUCCGGGCAGGCUGUGCCAGCAUCAUCUCAGAGCUCCUUGCAGAUUCAGUACCAGCAGAGGGUGCAGUUGGAAGAACAAGCUGGGCAGAUCCAUUCCAAAUCGCAGCUCCUGCAGGUGGAACGGGAGAAGAUGCAGAUGGAGCUUAGCCACAAACGAGCUCGCAUUGAGCUGGAGAAGGCAGCUAACACUAAUGCCAGAAACUACGAGCGAGAGGCUGACCGUAACCAGGAGCUGCUCACACGCAUAAAGCAGUACCAGGAAAGGGAAACGGAAGCUGAAAAUAAACUGAAGGAACAAAUGGAGAUGAACAAAUCCUAUAAGAAGAGUAUGGAGACAAUGAGUAAAAAACUGCAAGAGAAGGAGAGCAAAUUAGCUGAAGCUAAUGAAACAAUCACUAUAUUAAAAGGGAAAAUAUCUGAGCUACAAUGGAAUAUAAUGAAUCAAGAGAUGCAGAUGACAAGCCAAGACUCGCAGAAGCAAGAGCUGAUGGAACAGCUGGAUGUUCAACAUAAGAAAUGGCAAGAGGCUACUCAGCAAAUCCAGACAUUGCAAGCAAGCCAGUCCCUACUGGCAGAAUAUGAGCAGAAGAUUAAGGACCUGGAACAGAAGUUCUCCCAGCAGGAACAUGAUGCUGUUAUCGUCAAGAACAUGAAGACAGAACUGGCCCGUUUCCCAAAAAUGGAACGGGAGCUGCGACAGCUUAGGGAAGAGAAUGCAUACUUCAGGGAAAUGAAAGAAAACAAUGGUUUGCUUAAAGAAGAAGUAGAAGGUCUCCAAAGAAAAUUGGAACGCUAUGAGAAAGUCCAAGCACAGUUAGUGACUGCUGAAUUGGAAAAUGAGAAACUUCUGGGAAAACUGAAAAGCUGGGAGAAAUUGGACCAGAGCACUGGCUUGAAUAUCAGGACGCCUGAUGAUCUGUCAAGGCAAAUUGUGGCCCUGCAGCAAAGGGAGCUUGUGCUGAAAGAGCAGAACUCUACCAUCACAAACAGUGCCCGAAUACUGGAGAAGGCCCGACAGCAGCUGCAGGAGGAAAUUCUACAGAUUCAGAGCCAGCUCUUGGAUGAGAAGAAGAAGCGCGAGCAGCACGAGGCCCUGGUCAGGCGUCUGCAGAAACGUGUGCUGCUGCUCACCAAGGAGCGGGAUGGGAUGCGGGCGAUCCUGGAGUCGUACGACAGCGAGCUGACCCCUGCAGAGCACUCCCCGCAGCUGAACCGGCGCAUGCGGGAGGCCGAGGAGAUGGUGCAGAAGCUGCACGCUCAUAACGCCGAGCUGGAGGUUCAGAUGUCUCAAGUUCUGGAAGAAGUGGGAAAUCAGAAGCAAAGAGCAGAGAUGCUGGAGGUGGAGAUGAAGGUCCUGAAGUCUCGAGAGAGCACUGCAGAGCAGAGUACCUUCAUCACCAAGGAGGAGGUUGAUGCACUCAGGCUGAAGAUUGAGGAGCUGGAAGCUGAACGCAGCAAGCUGGAAGAGCAGAACAGAUCUCUGGAAAUGAAACUGGAGAAGCUAACUAUGCAGGGUGACUAUGACCCCAGCAAAACCAAAGUGCUUCAUUUCAGCAUGAACCCCGCGAGCCUGGCCAAGCAGCAGCGCAAGGAGGAGCAGCAGCAGCUGCAGGAGGAGUGUGAGAGGCUGAGGGAGCUGGUGAGGGUGCUUGAAGCCGGCGGCUCCAUCCAUGGGAAUCUGGAAGGAGUUGGGAGCUUUCAGUCGCCACAGGAAGUUGCAGAACUGAAGAAGCAAGUGGAAAGUGCAGAACUAAAAAACCAGCGCCUGAAGGAAAUUUUUCAGACCAAGAUCCAGGAGUUUCGCAAGGUCUGUUACACACUCACUGGGUACCAGAUCGACAUCACCACUGAGAACCAGUAUCGACUCACCUCCAUUUACGCCGAGCACCAAGGAGACUGCCUGCUCUUUAAGGUUUGCAUAUCAACAGGUCAGUGGGAGAACUUCUUACUUCUCAGCAGCAAACACAAUUAGCACUUAAGACCAUUCCUGCCUGCCACUGACUCCCCUCCAGUGUAUGGUUGGAAGGAGGAUGAGGAUUUUGGAAGCAUUUGUUACAGAAGUGGAGUGCACAAGCAGGAACUGGAGAAGUUCACUUUCUGCAGACCUACUGCUGUGGAUUGCUGCAGGAUUGUUUCUUGACAUAACAGGACAAAUAUUUUCCUGCUCUGCAGCUUCAGAGCCUCAGAAACGAAACAAACAAACCACCGAGAGAACCCAGCGAGGAUAAAUAUAAGACAGCACCUUGGAUCGUUAGUAAAAGUAGGAAAAUAUCACUAAAGUGGUUAUAUUGCUUAGUCUUAUCAGGACUGAAACAGAUGGCAGCAGGCAAACUCACGGUCUGUGGAGGAGGAGAACUCGCUUGGCUUUCAGGUACUGUCCUUGAAUCUUGAGAAGAGCUAGCUGAGGUGAUGCUGUGCUGGUAGCUCUAAGGCCUCCCCAGGCCUGUGUUUAUGCAUGCUUUGUUACGUGUCUAGUGAAUGAAACUUCUGCAGAUCUCUGGAGGUGUCUGUUGGCAUGGCAGGACAGAGCAUCCAGCAGCUUUUUUCUGUGAUUUAGGAGAGAUGGUGCUGUUAAAGAGAGUUGAGAAGAUAAGGAAAUAUAGCCCACUGGAACAAGAACUCAUUUCUCAGUAGUACGUCUCCAGUAGGAUCAAAUUCUUCUUUGUGUUGCUGCAAGAGAAAUAACUUAUGUACAGGAAUGAUCAAGUACAGAUUCCUCUCUUUAAAUGCUGUUUUUGCUUUCUAUUGUUCACUUGACUUGAUUCCCAAGUCCAUUCAGAGGACAGAGGUAAGGAUUGCCAGGGAAAGCAGCAGUAUUUCUGAAUUCCUCACCAGAAUCCAGGCAGGUAGUGUUCAUGUGUGUACUGAGUCUUGCAUUCUGACUGGGUUUCUGGGGAUAUUGUGUGAUUAUGCAGCAGAAUUGCUAAGCUUACUGUGGGUGUUAGUGUGCAUUUCAUUAACCCAAAGAGGUCAAAAAGCAGAGAAAGCUAUUUGUAUUUAUUCCAUUUGAGCAAUUUAUGGAACUAAGUCUAUACAAUUAAACUGGAGAAGUCCCCCAGCACUUUACAAGCUUCCAUCAUUUCUCUGUAAACUUCAGAACAUCUUUCAGUAGUGCUGCUGGUGGCGUUUAAUUUCAGUGAGGAUGUAAUGGGAGCUACUAUAACGUAACCCCUUCAAAGCUAAAUGAAGAUGAAAGAUGUGCUUGGUUUUCCCAAGCAACAAGGUGUGCUGUUGCUGUAGUAGAAGGUGUGCAUCCAGCCAAUUUGUUUUAAAUGGAAUCACAGCUUCAUUGAAAGGGUUAAUCACUGUGCCACGCGGAGAAUACAAAUGACUGCAUCCUAAAUGAGCACUGAAUUCCAAUGAAAGCGUAUCAAUAUUUAUUGGCAAUCCCUAUGGAUACAGCAGAUGAGCUCAUCAACUUGAAGGAUGUUCCAGUGAUUUUUCAGACCCUCUGUGUGAGAGUGCGUAGGCAGCAAGGCACAUCUCAGAUUUCACAGCUCACUCUCACUUGUUUGCUCUUUUUCAUUCUUUUAAUUAAAUGCUGUGAAAAGUGGCAUACAGAAUCCUCACCAGCAGUUUAGUUUCUGAUUAUUUUUAUGGGAAGCAAUGUGUUAUAGUUAUUGGGUCACUUGACAGCUUCAUCUUCAGUUAGUGCUGUUGAUACAUUAGACGUGUUGGGCCGUAAUACAGACCUGGCAUUCCACAUAUUGCUUGGUUUGUGAGUCUAGGCCAGGCCACCCAUGAGAUAUCCAAGAACUGCAUUGCUCACUUGGUAGCAAUCUAUUGGAUAUGUCUUAUUAAAACAAACAAGCAUUGCUAGGGAACAUAAAAAUUGUUUUUACCAGCUUGGAAUUAAGCAGUGGCAAAUCAGGAUGUCAUUUUUUGGCAUUGUCUGUAUCAGGCUGUUUACCAUUGCCUCUGGGUACAUCCUGAAUGAGAGUAAGGAAGUGAGGUCUUUAGAAAAGCAAUGACAAUUGAUUCACACAAAGAAAGUCUUUUGGUAAACAGAAAGACUGGUCAAAUUUGAAGAGGAGAUGAUUUGGAGACACUUGUACAAAUGAACAAACAGCACAGAGAAAAUAAAUCAUAGGCCUUUUCUUUUUGUGUGCCCAGAGAACACAGUCUGGACCCAAGCAUUUAAUGUCAAUUUAAAACUAGGAGUGGAAGUCUUGAAUUUAUAGACCCUGUUGCUUCAAGGUACUGCUGGAAGCAAGAGCUCUGUAGGUUUUCCGUUAUGGCGAUGUAUCUUUAUGGACAAAUAGUAAUGCCUAAGUUUGCAUUAAAUAUUUACAUUUACCUUAAGUAGGGUUGGAGAAGUCAAACCAGCCUCUUCCUGUGUGGACGUUAGGAAGAAAAUUUCUUCCUGGUUAUUUUUGGGGCUGUCUGUACGUGUAGUUCUGCCACUGCUGCGUCUGACAACAUUCAGCUUCAUCCUCUGGCAGUACUGGGGAGUGAAGGCUUGAAUGAAGAGGAGAGAGCAAGAAGAGUCAUCAGAGAGAAAUCUGCUUUAUGUUUCACUUGCUUGAUAAUUCACUGCACUUCAGGUAAACUGUUUCCACCUUUGUUGCAUGAAUGUGGAGCUGGUCACUUCUGUUGAUAGGAUCCUGGACUGAAAAGGCAAUUGAUCUGGUAUGACAGCUCUGUGAGAUCUGGCAGGUUCAAAAUCUUUCAAGUUACUCUGUGCUCCCAGAAAGUGCUCAGGUUUCUCCCUGGUUCAGGUAUAUCUGAGCCUAAAUUGUUUGGUGAGGAAGUAAAUCAGAUUAUUUUCAGUAUCACAGUGGUGCGUGUCUGAGCUUAUUAGUAGUCCUGGCCAAAAAGCUGCAUUUAGGCAGCUCAGCAGCUUAUGGUUUGUUGUAUUUUCUGUAUCCUUAAAGCCUAGUCUUCCACAGAACAGAUUUGUCUGUUUCCAGCUCUUGCCCAUGCUGUUAUUUUCUGCCAGUAUUAUCAAAUGGAAACACAAACACCAGCGGUAGCUCAUUGAAGAGCAUCCCCAAGAUGGUAGGCUUCAUGCCUUGAAAGAGAAUGCCCAAGAUAUCAGACAGCAAAUAAAAACGGAAGCAUCAUGACAGAGCAUGAGAAUGUUGCCAGCCUGUGGAUUGUCACUUCUGCCAAAUAAAACCUUUAUUGGUGUCCAGUUGGAUUGAUAAUAUGGUAAUAAAAUGAACAGCUUUUUAGCAGACUGUUAAAUUAACAGCCACUGCACAUACAGUCUUUGAUGCACACCUGCUUAAGGAGUUCUUCAAGGCAAUCUGAAAAGUGAAUGUUGUUUUUGAUGUGGUUCACAGUGUAUUAAAGAGGCAGAAUUUAGUGAGCAAAGGGGAUAAAGGCUGUGCUGGUUUGGGGAUUCUCUGAUGGAAGAGGGGUAUGUGGAAGGACAGAUACAAGCUGUGUGUGAGCAAUUAGCAUGGAAUGUGAAAGACAUAAGGCAGUAAUGGUGCAAUUCAUGAGGAUAUAUAGAAGGGUGGUCCCAAUGCAGCUUUGAAGGUCUGGGAGUACUUCAGCCACUGAUUGCUGGCAGGUGGGAGUUGGUAUGUAGUGACAGACUCCCUCAGGCUUGUUUGUCUUUGCUUCAUUUCCACACUCCUUUUCCUGAACAUCAGUCUUGAUGGCUAUUUGGAGGCAGGGUGGUGGGUGAGAUGGCUUUACAGCAGUUCUUAUUAUUAAGAACAACUGGGGCUGAAUAGAAACCUGAGGUAGGUAGAUAGGUAAAUCAUGACAAAAUGUGGGAGGGCAAUUCCGUGAACAAAAAGGGAUGGUUUAAUUGUCUGUCCUUAAGGACAGAAAUAAGGAUGGAUAGAAUGAGAACCUGGAGGCUAUUUUCGAAGUACAAAACAGUGCUGACAAAGUGCUGGCUGAAAGGAGGCAAAACUGAGGUGGUUAAGCAUGCAGAGGAUGCCCUGUGCCCUGAGGCUGCUGAGAUGUUGGUGCAGCCUUAGCAUCAGGUUUGCCACAGUGCCCCACUAACAAUGUACAUCUCAAAAUUAGCAGCAAGGUCACUAUAGGGAUUGUCUUGACUUGCCUGAGUGAUCCUGUUUGGAGCAGAGGCUGACAGCACUGCUGGGAGCUCUGGGUCUGGUCUUCAUGCAUGGCAUCCCUGCAGUUGCCAUUAAUUCCUCCUUGAGCCCAGCAGAGUAUCUUUGAGAAGCAUGUUCUAGCUGUUUGUUUCUUUUUGCAUCUCUAUCUACUCAGAUAUCCUCUCUUCCUCCUCAGCUCUGAUGAGUCUUGAGAGGAGAAAGAAAUCACAAUUUCGAUAGAGUGCUUUUCUUCCAGCAACUGUCUCGCACUCCUGCACACAAUCAGAAAUAACAAUGGGGCUCAUCGGUGGAGCAGGCCAGGCAGCGAGAGGUUGAUUAGAGAUUGCAGGCCUCUGCUAACCCCUCAUUCUUGUUAAUUGCAAGUUAUUUUAUUUUUAUAUUUCAUUUCCUGUUUGCCCAUGUGGUUGCCGGAGAUGCUGGCCGUGCCUGUGUGAUGGUGAUACCUUGCAGGGAUUCCUGCAGGUUCAGCUCUAAUCAGCAGCUCUAAAAGCAGAGCUGUCCUGCAAUCUGUAGCGUUUCAGGAUCAGAUCCUGCGUUUAAACUUCCUACAUUUCGUUCUCGUCCAGAUGUUUUAGCGACCUAUUUCAUGUUAGGACCUGGCUUCAAUUCUUGUUUCUGUCUUCAUUUUAUUCUGCUCUUUUUCAUGCUUUUUUUUUCCCUCUUGACAUGGUUUCUCUUGUGUGUGUGCUUCCCUAAACAACUGCCUACCUUUUAGGGCAGAGUAUUUUUUUUUUUAUCCUUUUAAUGAAACCAGUCACCUCAAGGGUAGUGGAACUGGGGAAGAUCUGACAAAGUCAUCUUUCUAAUGCAGAAUUUCUGAGUGCAAAGAUGUUGCUUUGAGACUUCUGGAGGCUGUGCUGAAACCUUGAUCUAGCUGAGAAAAGUUAAUGUUCUUCUUCUGUUUCCCAUCAGUGCAAUGGGGAGAAUGCUUCUGCCAAUGUCACCAGACUGUACUCAGGGUAACACACUGUGCUAGUGGGAACCAGAGAGCAGCUUUGAGCUGGGGAAUUCACCGCCUAUUACCUGCCCAUCUGGCACAGGAGCUGCUCUGCAUGCUGGCUCCACUCGCUCCCCUUCUCUGCCGUGUCUGCCUGCUGGGGUGGAUCCAACCAUGCAGGUAAUUAAUGCUGAUGAUGCUGGAGCAUUAUUCCAGUGGCUAAGUCAGUCCCAACUAGCAGGAGGCUGAUACGUGUGAGCCGCUCAGAAGGCUCACAGAUUUGUGGCCUUGGUGGGAGCAGUAGGUAAAUGAAACGCUUGGCUUUUCUCCUCUUGAAAUGGCCGAUAUGUUACGUUGUGAGGCAAAUGCACAACCCCUUCAAAAAGUAAGGCUUCCUGCCUGAAAAUAUAAAGUUGCUCACAGGUGCUUCCUGAGAGUCCAUCAGUCUGCUGGUAGUUCUGCUGAUGGUCUCAUCUUGGUGCCAGCUCAUGGCAGACGCUGGCCAGCCCUGCUGAAGGCCCCCAGUUUGUCUCCAGAACUUCUGCAAUAUGAAAUAACCAAACUACCAGAGUGCUGGUGUUUUGUUGUGCUGUUUUUUUUUUUUUUUAAAGCUUGUGGUUCACCUCUUUCCCAUCUCAUUUUUCUUCAUUAAAGAACAUCUUACUUAAUGAAACAGGAGAGGCAGCCCAUGCUUUCUAGGGCAAGUCGCGCACACAGUGAGGAGCACAGGUCAGUGGUGAGAACUGGAUUAAACCUCAGCAUCUGGGCUGGGGUAGCAGCACAGCCAGCAGGAGGCAGUGGGGCAGGAUGAGUGCAUGGGGCAGGUCAUGCAAAGCUGUGUGCCCCUGUCCAGGCAGCUGCUGUCUGUGCCCUGACAGCACCAUCCUUGUGCCCGAGACAGCCCUUCUGUCAGCAGGAAGCAGGGCAGACCCUGGCUGACUCACAUGGUAUAACAACCAUCUCUGUUUCCUCUUCCCAUCCUUGUUCCCAGUGUCUGGGUGAUGUAGUUAGCCUGAAAAGGAGCUGCUCCUGUUGUUGUGCCUGGGGCCCUGCAGGAGGUCUCAGGAGAGGAGGAUGCUGCAUCCUCCUGCUGCUGUGUUUGAACAGCUUACACAGGCCAUGUGAGUUGGCAGUGCUGUGUUUGUGUUGUUAGAUAAAGGCAGUGUUAAACAGUGGAUAAAAGGGGGGGCUUAGCAAAACCCUCCUGGAUGCUUAUUCCCAUCUCUACCACUGAACAGCCACGUGGCUUUGCUUGUGGUUGCUCAGCGUUCUGCUUUCCUUUGUUACCUGGGCUCAUGGCAUUGCUGUCCAUCAGCUUCCACAUGGCUGUGAGAAGCAAUUUAACCUGUUCUGCAGGGAGAAGGCUGCAUGUGAACAUGGGGGUUGAAAGCCACUGCAGCAGUCUUCUGUUAGCCAUGAACAGCAAGAUGUCCAUUGGGCACAUCGCAGCCUGGAGAGGAACAGAACAGCCAACCUAUGGGCACCUGCCUCCUCAUCCAGGCAGAAAUCUCUCCAGUUGAGUUAUUUUAUUAAUUAAUUUUUUUGACUCUCUGGUAGUUUCAAAAGAUGUUCUUCUUAGAGGCUGUGUGAUCAGCACUCUUGAAGGAAAAGGCGCUGCCUUCAAGCCCGGGAGGCUGGGGAAUACAAAGGCCUCGCUGCCGACACAUGAAAUGGGUGUUCUGCAAAGCUGCUUUUGAUGGUGCUUGUUGCUUUCCCUGACUGCUCUGUUGUGGAUUUGCAGAACACGCAGAGCCGUGUCAGCAAACCAUAACCCUGUUGUUUGCUUGCAUAUGAUGAUGUUCAAAGCUGCAAAUGAAAAGGAUCAGAAAUUGCUGGAGGUUUGCUGCCUUUUGUGGGGUAGAAAGUCUGAGUUUCCAGGUACCCGACAUCUCUGCCAUCUUCUCUGGCUGCUCUGCAGUCUACUUGAGCCUUGUUUUCCAGGGAUAGGUUUGUGAGACUUGUAAGAAAAGCUGGCAGCUCAGUGGGGGAUACAGCUGGCAGCACCCAGCAGAGCACCUGCCUGCCCUGGGUGUCCUCUUGCUUUGGAAGUUACAACUUCAGUCCAUGCCUGACCAGGGCAAAAGACUUUCAAAUCUGGAGAAAGUAUAGUUAAGAGAGGGAAGAGAGUGUUUGUCUGCAUAAAAACCUGCUUGUAUGAUGAACAGCAAAAGAUUCCCAUGGGUGUUGCAGUCUUGGGACAUCUGUUAUCUGUAGCUGAAGGCUGGAUUGGAGCUCAUAAAGGCUAUGGGUUCAUAUGUAUAUUUAAAUGAUUGUGCUGUGCCCUCACGCUUAGGAUGUUAAAGAUAAAAGGCUUCAUCCUAAAUUUCAUUUGAGUUGUGCAACUGUUGGCUGUUUCUCCCAAGGCCUGGCAUGUAAGUGGGCAGGAAUCUAGUGGGAAAGUGCUGGGGAGCAGAGAAUGGGGUGUCAUGGUCACAGAUCCCCUUUGGUAGCCAAAGGGCCACCAUUGGGGUAACGCUGCACCUUUCAGCUCUGUGUUUCUCUGCAGUCCUUGCAUUGCUUCUGUGCCUUGGAGUCUAAAUGCUCAUUUACUGCUUUCAACCAUGCAGUUAGUGUAAGCCAUUCAGUAACACUUUCUCUCCAACCAUCUUGCCAGUUUGAGAACCCACAUUUCAGAGCUUGCUCCUGCGGGAUCCCUGUCUCUUGUAUUUGUAUGUUCCCUGAAACCUUUAACUAAGCAGAGGUCUGCUACGUUUUCCUUUUGAGAAACCACUUUUAGGAAAGCAGAAAUCGCUUCUGUGAGGGUGUCUUCUGCUUUGCUGCAAGGCCUCCCACCUGUAUUUGGAACAGUUGCUGCUGGAGAGGGCUGGAGGCACAGCAAGCAUUCAGUCAUAGCAUUUCUUCAGAUUUGAUGCACUUCAGGGCAUCCUGUAGUCUCAAGCACAAGAUCUGAAGCAGGCUCUCCAGAUCAUAGCAUGUCCUGUUGGUGUUGCAGUAUGAUUCUAUUAAUCCUGGUGUCCUUGCCAUGGUGUGUUAUCUGUGGAGCAAUGACAGAAUGCAGAAGUAAACUGAAAAUCCUUUUGGGGAUUUUGGUUGUUCCAGCAACAAGCUGCUGUGAUUCUGAUGGAGUCCUCAGCUGUGUUACAGAGCAACGAUCUUCACAGCUCACCUACUGUAUGCUUAAUACUUCACACAGACACAGAUUAGUGCCAGCAUUUAGUAAUGUGCCAACUGCCCUUAUUUAUGUGUGUGGAAAUGGUGAAAAAGUUCAUCUGUUCUCAUGUUUGUUUCAGACAAACAAGUACGUCGUCAUCCUAAAUCCAUGCCCAGAAAAUGUUCACCCUAGCCCAUGUGGCUAUUAGCCCUGAGAUCGGGUAACUGAGUACUAUCUUAGGGCUUUGGAUUUAACAUGUGCUGUUGCAUGGGAAUAUCUUUUGAGGAAGAAAUACAGGUAUUUUAGGUCAGGUCUGUCUUAGGAGGAUUUGCAGCACAAUCACAUGGCUGCUUCCUCCUCCGUGGGGGAAUCUAAGAGCUGAGGAUGACCUCCAGCUUUGGUAGUUCCCAGGAUUGCCUUUUGAUGGCAUCUCUGGUACCUGGAAGAAGACAAGCCUGUCUGCCUGUAUCUUGGAAGAAAUAUAUCAAACCAAAGCAUGCAAAUUUUAAUUUCCUCCUAAUCUGUAUUCAGUUUCAGCAAAAGCGGGUGGCUGAUAACAGUGGAUCCAUCCAAACCAUGUUCUGGGGAGCUGGCAUAAAUUUCAGCCUUAAACUGAAGGGUUUGUCUGUCUUAAUGGAAGGCUCUGGAGAGCAUUUUAUGCGAUGGCUGUCACUUUGCAUUUCGGGAUGUAUCUGUCUGAUGAGGGACUGUCUGUAGAUGAUUUUUGUAUGAGGCAGAUAGAAGAGAUGCUGGCAGCACGAGGUGUUGGUUAUCGUUGUGUCAGUGGUGCAAUGGCUGGUUCUCACACUGGGUGCGGUGGAGCUGUGAUGGAGCUGCAGCAGUGAUGAGCAGUCUGCUGGUGGCUUGCUGGUCCUUGUGUAGAGAGGAAGGGCCCAGCUGGCUGUUGCACUUGUGCCCAGGGGUUCCAGAUGUGUAUAAGCAGCUGUGCCUCGCUGUGCCUUUCUCUGGCAGGCAAGAUCUCACUGCCUUGUCUUGGGAAAGUGCAGGAGAUGUCCUUGGCUUUUUUGGCGGAGUCACACUGCAGCCUGAAGUUGUUUCUCUUCAUACAAUUCCAUUAGAGUGAUGACAGUUUCAAGUUGGAACAGAAAAAAACCUGAUGAAAGGACUGGUCUGUAAGUGGGGAAGAUAGACAAAGUGAAAGCAGUAACUAGCAAGGUAAUAGGCAGUGAUGGAUCUAUAAUCUCUGAGUCUGCUGUGAGCACUAAGUUCCUAAAUAGUGUCCUUUCAGCCCUAACCUAUUUAUUUGCAAAGUGCUAAAUUUAAUUUUCCUUAGUCUGCAGGAAGGCAGCAUCCCAGGAAUAAACCCUUAGCCCAGCCAAGAAGCUAUGCCAAAAUGCUUGUCCCAGCAUUUCCAUUUCCUCCUCCCUUUGCACAGAGCAUCAGACCUGUGCACCCCAGCACAUCAGCUCUCAGGUGGUGUGGCAGGUCUCCUGCUGAGAGCCUUUUGGAAGGGGAGAUUGAAUAGCCCCCAGCACCAGGCUCAAGGAGUAGCACCUGGGCUGGAUAAGGGUAGGAUGAAGUAACUUGGCUGGGGGGGAAGGCUGGCAUCAGAAGGUGUGUGAAGGAGAUGAUAUUGCUUGUAGUGAUGCUCUGUCUGUCCUGUAGAGAAUAAUGGUGCUAAGGGCUGUCAGCUUAGAAUAGAUUCAGUAGUUGAACAACACAUAAAAGCUCAGUUAUUCUGAAGCCUCCACAAAGCACUUUUUGAGGAAGAAAAGCAGUGAGUUUUCCAAGCAGCCAACAUUGUGCACGUUAGCCCUGCAAAGUUUCAGUGAACGUGGAAAUAAGUUUGUGUGUUGCUUUGCAUCCCUGGCAGCACUGAGCUCCAAAUUUCUUCGAAUUCGUGAUUUAGGAGAGUUUUUAGAAAUGGUGCUUUAAUAAAAAGUUUUGGGUGCCUGAAUGCAGGCCUGUGAGCAAGCACUGGGUGUUCCCAUCGUUUUCACAACCCCAGUGCAGCACAGUGCAGGCUCCAUUUGUACCAUUGCUUCAAAGGAAGCCAGCUCUGUUUCAGACCUUUGCUAUUUUCCUGCCUCCAGAGGAUUUCAGCAGAGUUCUGCACAGUGCUACUAUCUCCUCCUGGUCCCUUUUCAUCCCUACAAAGGCAGCACAGUACUGGCUAGCAUGGAGAACAUCCCACUGGGGCUCCCACUGUUCCCUCCCCGCUGCCGUUGAGAUGUACUGCCCAGAGAUGGAUGGGUUUGCUCUGUUCUGCUUUGAGUCUCAGUUGGAUUUUUACUCAGGUUUAACACUUGCGAAGUGCCAUGGAAGAGGCAGUCUUGUUUGGUUUUUUUUUUUUUUGCUGUUUGUUCUAUUUUUGCUCUUUUUUUUUUUUUUUUAGCAUCUUAGGAACAAAAUCGGUUUCUGCAAGUUUAUAUUCAGCUCUUCCUCCUCCUCCUCUUAUCUAAAUGUAGAAAAGUGUUCUGAGCUCCUCAGCUCCCUGCGCUGCUCUCUUCUCUCUCACGUUUGUUUUAAAAUAAACAAAAACAGCAGUGCCAAGAGCUGAGGGUAGCGGAUUCCACAGGCGUUUGGCUGCUCUGCUGCAGAGCUGCUGGGAAGGGGAUGUGCAGCCCAGGCAGGGGACCUUGCUGGCCCAUAAUAGAUGGGCACUAUGGGGUCUUGGCUGUUCUGUGUCUGGGAGAAGCGGCUCCUGCAGGGGUCAGUGUGAUGUAUGGGCGCAAUUCUGUGCCAGCUUGCAGGUUCUCUGGUAGGCAUGGGAGCAGCUGAUUAAACCAAACACUGAGGUGAGAAGCUGCCUUUCUCCGAGUGCUGUCCUCUGCUAUUCUUUCAUUUGAAAGCUUGGUGCCAUAGAAAACUUCGUUAGCCACUCUGCACGGCUCGGCCUGCAGUCAGCUUGCUGCUCAGUGAGCGUUUAUUAAUGUUUGCAUUCAUUCUGGGAUUUUCCCUCACCCAGGGCAUUGUGUAAAAAGCCACGAGUCCUUCAGCCCAGGAAGAACCUGGGGUUUGUUCUCUGCAUUGUAUCAAGCGUUGAUGGGGGAUUAAACUGAAGUGGCUUCUCCAUGAAAAGCAGAACUGGAUUCACUUAAAAAUGCAUUUCUCUACCAGAUCGUUCCCCUUCGAGCUUGGUCUGCAGGGAGCCCCGUUGUGCAGGGAGGAAGCAGGCAGCAUACCAACGGCCCUCCGACUGCACAGGGGCAUCUCCAGCUUGCCAGAGCUGCUUCCAUCACUCAGGGACUGAAAUUUUAAUCAUUGAAUUAAUUUUUCAGAAACCGAAGUGCAAAUCUGUACCCUCAGUGGCAUUAAUAAUGAAUGCAGGGAAGAGAGACAUUAGAAGGAGAAAGAAGGGCUAGGAAAUUGGGGUUUGGGGAAUCAACUUUUUUUUGAUUGUUGUUUUGAAGAGAUAAUGUAUGUGUUGGAUGUCCUCCUCCCUUGGCCUUUCUGCUCGUUUCGUCGUGUUCCGUCCAACAGAAUCCACUGUAUUUCUGUCUCAAGUAUCUUUUGAAUCCCCCUCCCACCAGCACUGCCUCCCAUUGUGUGGGUUUUCUUUCCCUCUUCUAGGGCAAAUGGCAAUGCUGUGCACACACAGCCACCCCAUCCCUGAUCUGUGGGGUUGGUGCAAGCUGUUCUGCUGUCCGUGAGGCCGCAGGAUGGGAGAGGACAGGGUCUGAACCACAGCCAUUGUGCCAGAGCUUAAUGCUCUGCUCUGGGCUCCUUCCUGCCUCUCUCA